AUGGCGGACAAAGACAACCUGGUUUACAAAGCCAAACUAGCCGAACAGGCAGAGCGCUAUGACGAGAUGGUGGAUUCCAUGAAGAACGUUGCGUUCACGCCGGCGGAACUGACGGUGGAGGAGAGGAACCUUCUGUCUGUGGCCUAUAAGAACGUGAUCGGAGCCCGGAGAGCCUCGUGGAGGAUACUCAGCAGCCUGGAGCAGAAGGAGCAGGCCAAGGGAGUCGAGGAGAAGCUCAAUAUGAUCCGGGACUACAGGAAAACGGUGGAGAAGGAGCUCAAGGACAUCUGUGAGGACAUUAUGACCGUCCUCGUCAAACACCUCAUUCCAAACGCCACGUCUGGAGAGUCCAAAGUCUUCUACUACAAAAUGAAAGGAGACUACCACCGGUACCUGGCCGAGUUCACGGUGGGAAACGACCGCAAGGAGAGCGCAGAGAACAGUCUGGUGGCGUACAAAGCAGCCAGCGACAUCGCCAUGAUCGAGCUGCCCUCCACACACCCCAUCCGCCUCGGCCUCGCCCUCAACUUCUCAGUCUUCUAUUACGAGAUCCUCAACUCGCCGGACCGCGCCUGCACUUUGGCGAAGCAGGCCUUUGACGACGCCAUCGCGGAGCUGGACUCUCUGAACGAAGAGAGCUACAAGGACUCGACACUCAUCAUGCAGCUGCUACGGGACAACCUGACGCUGUGGACCUCCGACAUGCAGGGAGACGAGGAGCCGGCCAAGGAGACUUUGCAGGACGCAGAGGAGGAAGCCCAGUGA
Knipowitschia caucasica is the source of this 765-nucleotide messenger RNA. The record is from the annotation of a GenBank genome assembly. Lineage: Eukaryota; Metazoa; Chordata; Actinopteri; Gobiiformes; Gobiidae.